Molecule: messenger RNA, 1166 nt
Organism: Athene cunicularia (burrowing owl)
Lineage: Eukaryota; Metazoa; Chordata; Aves; Strigiformes; Strigidae
Gene: PDC
Product: phosducin
Exons: 4
Coding region: 158-907 (249 amino acids)
Biological process (GO): regulation of G protein-coupled receptor signaling pathway
Source: RefSeq, a predicted model, not a curated record
CAUCAUUACACAGAGAUGUAAAUCUGAGACCAGGUCUAUCUGUGGUCAGUUGUAAUCCAGCUCCUCUCCUGGAAACCACCAAGGACAUUUGUCAGCACUCAGAAAAAGUGGACCUGAGCAACUGAGCCUCUCAGCAUCUCUUACUCCAGCCUCCAAAAUGGAAGAAAAUGUCAACACCAGCUUUGAAGAAGAUUUUGAAGGACAGGCGACACACACAGGGCCCAAAGGUGUGAUCAAUGACUGGAGGAAGUUUAAAUUAGAAAGUGAAGACAGAGACUCUUUAUCCUUGAGCAAGAAAGAAAUUCUUAGACAAAUGUCUUCACCACACAGAUCUUUCAGUAAAGAUGAUAAAGACAGCAGAGAGAGAUUCUGCCGUAAGAUGAGCAUGCAGGAGUAUGAAUUAAUUCAGGAUGAGCAAGAAGAUGAAAGUUGCCUACAAAAAUAUCGCAAACGCUGCAUGCAGGAUAUGCAUCAGAGGCUGAGUUUUGGGCCAAAGUAUGGUUACCUGUGUGAGCUGCAGAAUGGGGAACAGUUCCUGGAAACCAUUGAGAAAGAAUGGAAAACUACCACUGUCAUUGUCCACAUUUACGAAGAUGGCAUCAAGGGCUGCGAUGCGCUCAACAACAGCUUGACCUGCCUGGCGGCUGAGUAUGCCACCGUCAAGUUCUGCAAGAUCAAGGCCUCCGACACAGGGGCUGGAGACCGCUUCUCAAAUGAAGUGCUUCCCACUCUACUUGUAUAUAAGGGUGGGGAGCUUCUGAGCAAUUUCAUUAGCAUUUCUGAACAAUUCAAUGAGGAGUUUUUUGCUGUGGAUGUGGAGUCUUUCCUAAAUGAGUAUGGGCUGCUACCUGAAAGGGAGCUUCCAGCACUGGAAAAUGGCAACAUGGAUGAGCAAGAUGUUGAAUAAUUAGAGAGCCAUAGUCUUCACUGCCUCCCUUUCCUCCUCAGUAUGUUGUAAAUUAAUCUCAGUAACACCCAUCUCAUUUAGAGAAGUCUUUGCUAACUUAUUUGUAAGAUACACUCCAUAUAAAAAUUGCUUAAAUGUUAGUAUGGGAAUCUUACUUAAAACACAUUCAACUGGUAGUCCUAUACAUAAUUAUUUCUAUGCCAGCCACAAGUAAUAGGAAGCAUAGGAGAUGAAACUGGUUAUCUGUAAGAAAUUAAGG